Mytilus californianus (California mussel) is the source of this 2441-nucleotide messenger RNA. Its product is annotated as multiple epidermal growth factor-like domains protein 10. Lineage: Eukaryota; Metazoa; Mollusca; Bivalvia; Mytilida; Mytilidae. The record is from RefSeq and is a predicted model, not a curated record. The transcript is spliced from 15 exons. Gene Ontology annotation, molecular function: scavenger receptor activity. Bases 120 to 2162 code for a protein of 680 amino acids.
CUCUGUGUAUAAUGAACCAACUAAAAAUAUCCAAAUCGGGUAUAUAUGGUAACAUAUAAACAGUAUGUCUUGAACUUCCUGGUUGACAGUGGACACACGGUGAUGUUGUUCUUGUUGCAAUGAAGAUGAUCUCAAAGCUGCAACCAGGUGUAUUUUUUAUUAUCAUAGCGACCCUUUUCGUUCCAGUAAGAGCACAGAUAAAUCUGGCUCUACAUGGAACAGUAGCACAGGAAACAACAUAUACAGACAAAGCAGGUAUUUCAUACACUGCAAACCUGGCAAUAGAAGGACCUGCAAAUAAUAAUUGGGAAGAUGGAUGUUCAUCUACAGGUUUCCAACCGGUUACAUGGUGGGGUCUAUUUCUUCCCAGACUAGCCUACAUAACGAAUGUCAAGAGUUAUUACCGGAAGGAUGAGCCAAAGCGCAUGAACGAUUUCCGGUUGUAUUUUGCAAAUGGCAGUGCGUAUGAACAAGCUGAACGGUGCCACAGAGAUUCGAAAAAGCUAGCCUACCUUAACUUGAAUCAGAGUAUCAAUUGUGAUUUAAGCCCGGCCAAGAAUGUUUAUUUCUUCAACAGAAAUACAUUUGUCGAAUUAUGUUACAUAGAAAUAUAUGGCUGCUUCAUAGGUACAUGGGGAAAUAAUUGUACAGCACUAUGCCCUUCAAAUUGUAUCAACAAUCAUUGUUAUCCUAAAAACGGUUACUGCGUUUGGGGAUGUGACCCAAGUAACUGUAUUAACAACAAAUGUGAUAAACAAACAGGUGUUUGUACUGAUGGAUGUGUUGCUGGGCGAGCCGGACAGUUCUGUAGCAAAUAUAAUCUAGCAUACAAUGGUACAGCCACCCAAAAUCCUCUUAAUCCAAAUAAACCUGCUAGUUUGUCCAUUGAUGGAAACCGAACAAAUGGCAUGUGUUCCAGGACAACCGGAUCAAGUUCUUAUCUUCAGGUCGACACUGGCUCCAUGAGUGUUGUAACUACAGUUUAUCUAACCUAUGGUGAUCCACCGUUAACAACAGGUGAUGACAUGAUAUAUUGUUCCAAUACAAGUAAUUCUUGGGUUGAUGGCUUUGUGUUAUAUAAGGGCGAACGUCCGACUAAGAAUAUAAAUGUACUUGCCGUUUGCAGAUAUAUUACGUUUGUACCACCUGCAGCAAAUGGAGUUGAUGUGUGUGAAAUUGAAAUUGGCGGAUGUCCGUUAGGAAGAUAUGGAGUAAACUGUGAACAUUUUUGUCACUGCAAAGGAUUGUGUGAUUCAGUUACUGGACAGUGUACACUUGGCUGUUUCGAUGGAUGGACCGGUGAAAGAUGUGACAAAGCUUGUAAUAAUGGUUACUUCGGAAGUGAAUGCAAUAGGACGUGUUCCAAAAACUGCAUAAAGCCGUCAUGUGAUCAUGUUUCAGGUGAAUGUAAUGAAGGUUGCAUUAAAGGAUGGGAGGAAUACAAUUGCACAAAAGAAUGUGACGUUGGAUAUUUUGGUUGGAACUGUUCGCAGACUUGUUUGGGGUGUAUAUCGAACAAGUGCGAUAAGGCCGACGGCUCCUGUAGCAUUUUCAGUGGCUGUAAACCAGGUUAUGUAAAAAGUCAAUACUGCAAUCAAGAGUGUGAAGACUGGUUUUUCGGGAUAAACUGUGCAAGUAGAUGCAAUUGUCUAAAUAACCCUUGCAACAAAUUCAAUGGGGAUUGUUCUGCUGAAAGGUGUGCGAAAGGAUGGCAGGAUAUUUCAUGUAAUAACGAAUGUGGAGCUGGCUAUUUUGGUUUAAACUGCGCCUACGUGUGUGAUACUUGCUUUAAUCAGUCCUGUGAUAUAUUUGAAGGGAAUUGCAAAGUCGGUUGUAACGACGGUUAUCGUGGUCGAAAGUGCGAGACGCCAGUUUCAGCAGAAUCAUUAAGUUUGAUCAAAUCUAGCUUCUUCAUGGGCGGAUUUGCAAGCAUGUUAGGUAUCCUGCUAAUAAUUUUGACGGUCGUUAUUGCGACAAGACGAAUAUUGAAAAAGCAAGAAAGUGGAAAAGCUAUAAACAGUUCACAUUCAAACUUUAACGAGCAGCAUUAUGAUGACAUUAUGAAAAUGGAAAGUGUAUCAACAUAUCAGGAUUUGACGAAACAAACAGUUACUGUAUCAAACGACUAUGAUCAAAUUAAUAAUGCAUAUGUCAAUCAAUAGAUAAAAAUAUAGCAUUUGUUUAUUUGAAAAAAAAACUGCAUUAAGUAUCUUUACGACAUAUAUAUAUGUACAAUAUUAUGUCAAUGUCAGGAAAUAUCAACUUUUUGUAUGAGGUUUAGAAACCGGUUUGUGUGUCUUUCAUUUGUAUGGGCAUUGCUCAAGUAAAUAAGGGACAUAACUCUCGAGAAGCUAUAAGAAAAUCACCCAAAAGAAUGUUAGUCUUCGUUUUUUUCAUGAGUGAUAACAUAAUUAUUAAGAUUUAACAUGUAAAACUGUGGG